GCGGCCGCGACCCAGAAAACACAAGCGAUAUAUCAUUUACGUAAUUUAAUUUUACGCCUUCUUGUAGGGUUGGCGUAUUCUGUGUUUCCGCUUGAGGACUACUUGGUGGGCAUUGCGGGCCCCCUUCUCUCUCGCUGACACCAUGGCCCCACCGCCAGCGACCUCGCGCUUCCUCCUCCUCCCGCCGCGACUCGCCGCCGCGCGCGGCAUCUCCGGCCAGCCGCCGCCGUCUCCCCACGCCGCCGCGCCCACCUCUACACCGCAGGCCUUCCACGCGCACCUCGCGUCGCUCGCGGCGCCUUCCCGCGCCGCCCACCCGGCCACCCUCCGCUCCAUCCUCGCCGCGCUCUCCCGCGCCCGCGCCGCGGGGCUCCCGCUCCUCCCGGCAACCCGCGUCCUCGCUGCCUCCGCGCUGCUCCGACAUGGCCGCCUUCCCGACGCCCUCGCGCACUUCGGCCUCGUCCCCGACUCCGCCGCCCUCCCCGCGCCGCUCUGCAACUCGCUGCUCGCGGCGCUCGCGUCCUCCGGGUCACUCGUUUCCGCGCGCAAGGUGUUCGACAGAAUGAUCGGGAGGGCCGUCGAGCUUGACACGGUUGGUUUCGGGGUGUUCGUCAAAAAUGUGGGGAGGAGGCAUGGAUUGGCCGAGGUUCUGCGGUUGGUGCAGGCAGUGCGCCAUCAAGGGGACCGAGUUGAUAGGUCAGUUGUUGCAGUAAUGGUUGCUGAUGGUUUGUGUCGGGAGGGGAGGAUUGAGGAUGCUUGGCAAGCUUUGGAGGAUAUGAGGUUUCAAGGGUGGAAGCCAGAUUUUGUAGCUUAUAGAGUUGUAUCAGAGGCGUUUAGGGAAGCAGGGAGGACAGAAGAGGAAGGUAGGAUCUUGAAGCAGAAGAGGAAGCUCGGGGUUGCGCCUAGGAAGGAGGACUACAGGGAGUUUAUGUUUGCAUUGUUGUCCAGCAGGCAGAUUGGCGAGGCAAAGGAAAUAGCAGAGGCAAUUGUUUUAGGGGAUUUCCCUAUCAAUGAUGACGUGUUGAAUGCACUGAUUUGUUCAGUGUCUGAGAUUGAUGUCGAUGCUGCUGUUAUGUUCUGCAAGUUCAUGAUAGGGAAGGAGAGAUUUCCAAGCAGCGAUAUGCUUAUACACCUUUGCGAAAGCCUCUGCACGAAUGGGAAGGGCGAUGAUAUGUGGGAAUUUUUUAGGGUGCUCUUAGAUAAGGGGUAUUGUACAGAUGUGAGGGAUUACCAUUUGGUAGUAUCAUUCUUAGGCAAGGCUGGGAAGGUGCGAGAGGCAUAUGAUGUACUAAAGGAGGUGAAAAGAAAGAGACUUGAGCCUGACAUUUCAUCAUACAAUUCUCUCAUGGAGUCACUCUGCAGAAAAAACCUCCUUAGGCCAGCCAAGAAGCUGUGGGAUGAAAUGUUUACCAGUGGCUGUAGUCCAAAUCUGCAGACUUACAAUAUACUCAUAACAAAAUUUGCAGAAAUCAAUGAAAGUGAACAAGCCCAACAACUGUUUGAUCGCAUGUUCCAGAAAGGAGUGUCCCCUGAUGUCACAACAUACACUUCAGUCAUCAAUAUGCUGUGCCAAGAAAAGAAAUAUGAACAGGCUGUGGAGAUCUUUACCAAAUGUGUGGUGCAGGAUACUGAAGUGGCUAGUUCAGUAUUAACUGUGUUUAUCCUUGCACUCUGUAAACAAGGUAAUUUCAAAGGAGCACUGAGUGUUUUAUCUUGUAUUCCAUCUAAUGUUGAGAGUGUGAAUUCACACGUCAUUUUGUUGAAGUGUCUAAUAGAUGUUGGGGAAGUAGAUUUGGCCAUUGAGCACAUAAAAUCGAUCAGGAGUAACUUCAGCUCAAGUUUCCAGAAUAUAAUCAAUGAGCUCAUGGCCUCUCUUUCCACUUCUGCUAGUCUUCAACCUGUCACAAGGUUGAUUUCUUAUUUGAAUUCUCAGGGGAUUGUUCACGAUGUUGGCCCAUGGAUGGGGUUGAUGGAGCACAAUUAUGCUUGAAACAAAGUUUUCAAUGUUGUGCUGUCGUAAGUUGUAACAUGAUGGAGUAUUUGACACUAUUAUGAGGUCAGGCCGCAGCUUAUUUCAGAAAGGGUGAUAGUGAUAUUUCUUUUGGACACAAAGGGUCAGAAUGUUACUAGAGGGAGCAGCAAGUGGAGAGAAAUUGCACAGGCAAUUCAGAAGAACGAGUCAGGAGUUAUCUGGAAUCAGAAAAGGAGCAACCAGUGCUCUCAGUUCUCAGUAUUCACCAAGUACAGAUGGCUGGAUAUUUUUUAUGAAAAUCGCGUUGGUGAUCAUUUUCUUCCAAGAACCAGAAAUUGGUUAGGUGAUGUGCUGCGCAGCAGUUCUAUCUCUAUGUUCCUGUUGCAAGAUUUUGCACAGUGUUUGCUGGUCACUAACAACUGAUCCAUGUGUCAGUUAUGCUUAUGCCUGUGAGCACUCAGCAAGGCAGCAAACAAGUUACUCUAUCCAAGAAAGCAGAUCGUGACUAUUAUUCUGCUUAGUUCUCACAAAAAGAAAAAAGACUAUGAUUCUGCUUCUAUACUGGGAUUUGGCACUGGCAGUGAUGGUGAAUCAGAAUGAUUUUUUUUAUCAGUUUUGUGGAAUGUUAGUCCAUUCUGUACUGAUCAGUGAUCAGAGUGUUGUGUUAUAGAGGGCCAUCGAAGCAAUUCCCUCCGUCCCUGCAGAAAGAUGAAAAAUGAAAGCUCUCUGAGGGAUGCAUCACUGUGAACAGGUAGUCGGCAUCACCCCGCCAUGCCCAUGCACAUGCACGGACGCUCAUAAGUUUGGAUUAGGACGCCAUUCGCAGGUGUUUUUUUCUUCUUCUUUUUUUCCUUUUUUUGCGAGGGCACAGAUUCUUUGGUAUUCUGGUUCAGGUACUACAGAUGUGUAUGAUUUCAUAAGUAAAAGUUUGUAUUACAGCUUAACCUUGUUGUAUCGUCUCGAAUGAAUGAAGCUCCUGCUAAAAACAUUUUUCUUGAAAAA
Oryza sativa Japonica Group (Japanese rice) is the source of this 2974-nucleotide messenger RNA. RefSeq names its product pentatricopeptide repeat-containing protein At5g14080. Gene Ontology annotation, molecular function: protein binding. Lineage: Eukaryota; Viridiplantae; Streptophyta; Magnoliopsida; Poales; Poaceae. The record is from RefSeq and is a predicted model, not a curated record.